Molecule: messenger RNA, 7578 nt
Organism: Cynoglossus semilaevis (tongue sole)
Lineage: Eukaryota; Metazoa; Chordata; Actinopteri; Pleuronectiformes; Cynoglossidae
Gene: slc25a22a
Product: solute carrier family 25 member 22a
Exons: 11
Coding region: 2341-3279 (312 amino acids)
Biological process (GO): L-glutamate transmembrane transport; aspartate transmembrane transport; malate-aspartate shuttle
Molecular function (GO): L-aspartate transmembrane transporter activity; L-glutamate transmembrane transporter activity
Source: RefSeq, a predicted model, not a curated record
UUCGAUUUAUAACUUUAAGAAUAUAAUACUUGUAGAUCACUGAGGAAUGUAACAGUGGACAGACAGCGGGCAGGCUGUGUUUGAUAUUAGAGCCAGACUCCGCGUUACCUCACACACUUGUGUUCAUGGCAGACCUCUGUGCAGAUCCCCUGUCGCUCAGACCGUGCUUUGAUAACAAGAGCAUUUCACAUUAGACAGAUGGGCUGAAAUGACAGGAUUCUCUAACGAGGAAAGGCUGGUGUGAUUGAUUUCAUUUAUUCUCUGCCUCUUUGACAGUGCAGCCAGUCAUGUGAGUGCAGUGAUUCCUCACAGCUCUGUCACUUCUCCCUUCCCGUCAUGUCUUCCUAUCGCCACACUUAAUGUGAUAGAGUCAGCAGAACCCUUUUUUUUUCUCUUUAAAAGUCGAGGACAGAGGCAGGCACAGAGCUGCACAGACCGAGGUUGUUGUUGUUGUUGUUGUGGAUUGUCAAGAGUUUUGGAAUGUUUAAACCAGUGGUCCCCAAACAUGGGGGGAUGUUUCCCCCCUAGAAAUGAAUUCUAAUUAUAUUUAAUUGUAUUUGUGAGUUUUUUUAUUGCAUUUGUAAUGUUUAACAGAUGCCUUAACGGAGCUCUAAGACAGAAGUGUCUUAACUGAUAAGGUGUGAGCAGCUAAGUGCUUAUUGUGUUGUUGCUUACGUUUUAGUGAUGGACAAGGGUCAGCACCAACUGUUAUCUGUUUGUGAGUAUCUGGAGGAUCAGCGUAGUCUAUUGGCCGGUUCUGUUUUAAGUUCAAGGUUCGACAUGUGAACAUGUGAAGUUUUCCAAUAACCUUGUCCUUUCCUGUUUGCUCAUCAGUUCUUAUCUGCAUGUACUAGGCAGGCACACACACACACACACACACACACACACAUAAACAGACAUACACCUUCUCUAUGCGUGUUCUUAUAUCUGCUUAUCUGAAAGCAAUUUUUGAAAGCUGUGAUAUGUAAAAUUUCUUUGGAAAAAAAUAUUUAAUGUAACUAAUAAUUAUUUAUAUUUAAUUAUUAGUUGAAUUAUGUAAUUAACCAAAGAAGUGAUCAUUAAUUUGAUGAGUUGACAUUUAUUGUAGCCAGCCAGGCAGUGUCAGUGUCUGACGUGAAGUUAUACUGUCAGUCUCCAUUCAGGAUAGACUAGGCUAGGCUAAGCUAACCCUGUAAUUAGCCUGUUAUUAUCAGCCUCACAUAAAAUGCUCAGCACCUUAUUAUUUGCGUUACUGCCUCCUGCUGGCUUAUUUUAAGUGAUAGAUAUAUACAUCUGUAGAGGCAUCCCGGUUACUUGCAACAAAAAAGAGAUAAAAUACAAAAAGAGAGAUAAGUUAACCACAAUCACACACUCCAACUUUCCAUUUCCUAUUUUGCAGGGAUAUCUUGAAUACUGUUCUUGUGCUGCUUGAUUGCCAUGUUUUGCUACAUACUCUAUAAUCUGCAUGUCUUGUUUUCUUACAAGGCCCACUGGUCUUCGGGAGACACUGCAGUGAGGGAGUCAAACACUGGACUUGGAACAGACACAGUUGUACGGCGUACAUGAGUUGAGGUUGACAAGCAAAGCUGCAGGGUUGGAAAAAAAAAGACGAGAAAUGUCACUUUAAUGGUCUGACUCAACUGAAAACCACCAUUUUGUUAACUGUUGGUUAAAAAAAAAAGAAAGGCUAUAGAAGUAUAUUAUAUAUUAUAAAGUAUAUAUAAAAGUAUAUUCAGUGAAUCAUUGAGAGGAAGCCAUCGACGAAACGUGACAUUGUUCUUUUGUGGAGCGUGCCUAGUGUGUUUGUUUGGUGAAAAAGCGGCCGCGUUGAGAGGAAGUGAGCUGUGAGCUGUUAGGUAAGAGCAGCUGGGAGAACAGAGGAGCAGCUUGCUGACCUGUUGUUACACCCUCUCUCCAGCCUCCAUCCUAAACCAAACACAUCAAACCACAGCUGCAUUCAUCACGAGAUGCAGUUGUGGGAACAGUCAACAUGCAUGCAUGCUGUGUAAUCCCUCUGAAGCCGAUCCUCAGGAUUUAGUGUCACCGGUGUCACACAAGUGACUCACUCUGCAGAGAAAACCUACCCGUCAGCAAAGAUCUGAGGGGGAAAGGAUGUGUUUGUGAAUCGUGACUGGAGGAAGUUAUGGGGGGAGGGCUGGCGAGGAGACGAGAGGAGAGGAGAGGAGGAGGCAGGUUGUACACGUAGAGAAACGCUAAAGGGAGAAAAUAACCAGAACCAGACAUCCUACUCUUACUGGGAAAGUCAAAUUCAACAGACCCAUCAUUAACUCUAUUCCCCUCUCUCUCUCUCUCUCCGACGAGCUAACAGAUUAGCAUUUUGAGCAGCCUGGCUAGAGAUAAAUGGCUGACAAGCAGAUCAGUUUGCCUGCCAAAUUAAUUAAUGGGGGGAUCGCUGGCCUGAUUGGAGUGACCUGUGUGUUUCCCAUUGACCUAGCCAAGACCCGCUUGCAAAACCAGCAAAAUGGGUCUCGCCUCUACACCAGCAUGUCAGACUGCCUUAUCAAAACCAUUCGGUCAGAGGGCUAUUUUGGAAUGUACCGAGGGGCUGCAGUGAAUUUAACCCUAGUGACCCCAGAGAAAGCCAUCAAAUUGGCUGCCAAUGACUUCUUCAGGCAUCACCUCUCUAAGGACGGAAAGCUCACACUGCUCAAAGAAAUGCUGGCAGGUUGUGGGGCAGGUACUUGCCAGGUUAUUGUUACGACCCCCAUGGAGAUGUUGAAAAUUCAACUUCAAGAUGCUGGAAGAAUUGCCGCUCAGAGGAAGCUGAUGCCAGAGACAGUGGCACCAGGGACUGUUGAGACCAAGUCCCAGACAGCCAUGCAGCUCACAAGACAGUUACUGAGGGAGAAAGGCAUUGCUGGCCUGUAUAAAGGCCUGGGUGCCACAUUGCUCAGGGACGUUCCAUUCUCCAUCAUUUACUUCCCCCUCUUCGCUAAUCUAAAUAAAAUGGGUAAUAAAGGUGCAGAAGGCCCCGCUCCCUUCUACGUGUCAUUUAUAUCGGGCUGCCUCGCCGGGAGCACGGCAGCGGUUGCUGUCAACCCUGUAGAUGUGAUAAAGACGCGACUGCAGUCCUUGAACAGAGGGAGCUCAGAAGACACGUACAGCGGCGUGACAGACUGUAUCAGGAAAAUUAUGCGUAACGAGGGUCCCUCUGCGUUCCUGAAAGGAGCCUACUGUCGAGCCCUGGUCAUCGCACCACUGUUUGGCAUCGCCCAGGUGGUCUACUUCCUGGGCGUGGGUGAAUUUAUACUCAGCUUCCUGCCUAAGAAAGACAAGUAAAAAGCACCUUUUUACUGCCUUCCCGUCCCAUCAACUGUGUGAGUAAUCACCUCGCACUGAUAGAAGGUUUUUGUUCGAUCGAGACCAAUUCUAUUUUCUUUUCUUUUCAUUUGUUUUGUUGAAUGUUUAAAAAAAAAAUAAUUAAGGAGAGAGCAUUGGUUUGCCAAGCUGCCUGUCGUGGCACACAAAAUUCCAGUAGGCCCACUCAACUGUCGCCCUGGAAAUAAAGCCACAGAUAUCAGUUGAUAUUUUGGAUUAGAAAAAAAAUUAAUCACUUUAUAAUCAGAGGUUUUAUUGCAAUGUUAUGAAAAAUGAUUGAAUGUGGACUUUUCAAAGUAGACGUACUGCCCUCUGUUGCUGCAGUUCUACAGUCUCAGAAGUUUGCUACGUCAUCCUGUAAAUCAUAGAGAAAAACAUAGUAAUCCAUAGAAGAUUUUAAUCCCUAACCAGCUAAAUGAAUUACUCUGCCUGUAUUUGUGACUAGUAGCUUAAGUAUAUUUAUAUAUAAAUAUCUACAAAAUGUUCCUUCUAAUAUUUCCCAGGCCCUAUACCCUGAAAGUAAACAAAUCUAUGCCAGAGUUAUGUGUCGAUGCCAUUAGAGCACCUACAGAAUCCUUCCUGAGAGGACACUUCUAUUCCUGUAAAUGGUCCUUAUGAGCUCAGCCAUUCGACUCAAGUAGAUCAGGUUCCAUCUGAUAUAAAGUGCUGCCGUAAUGCUUCCAAUAUGCUGCCUUUCUAAAGAGAUUGCUCUGUUUUGUGGUCACGUGAAGGCACCUUAACUACGUUUCGGGCAUUAUGACCUAUUCUACAGGUACUGAGCUACAGUAUAUUGUAGAGCAGUGAUUCCCGACCUCUGUGCUGCGGCACAUCGGUGUGCCAUGAGAGAUCAUUUCACUUAAUUUAUCUGAGAGCUCUAAUUUAUUCAUGUACUGUAUGUGACCGUGACAGGCAGAACAAUUACAUAUUCGUCCACUAGAUGGCAGCAAAUGCUAAAAAAAAACUAUAGAAAAGCUGUUGAAGAAAAUCUUUCUUUGAUUCCUGAGAGCGUGUCAGCAUUGUGUUCCAUUAAACAGGCACAGGUUUCACACUGAGUAGGUAAAUUCAAACCUAUCCAGAAUUAUGUUGCAUAUAAUUUUGUGACAUUUCUUCUCUAAUGUAAAUGCCGUGGCUCCAAAAAGGUUGGGGAACACUGUGGUAGAUACCGGUCAACUGGCAGUGUCCUCUCAGAAUGUUUAAAUCUAGGUUCAGUUCAUCUCUCAGUUUAAGGAUAUGCCAGUUAUAGAUAAGGGGAAGUAGAGACUCUACGGCUGCACCACAGGUUUGAAUGAGAAUUUGAUCCUACCCUGGACUGGCUCUGGCUUUUCACCAUAACCUACUACAGGCUAAUCAGUGAUGUCACAGUAGGGGUUACCUCUGAAGGAUGACGGAAAACACCUACUGUGAUAUCACUGCCUGGUUUGCAGACACUGCAGUGGCAGUUUUCCAAAAAUUAGAACACAUUAGUGUGAACAUAAAAGUGGCAGGUUGUUAGUAGAACAGCUGUAUUUAUGCUGAAUAGUAAAACAUUAGGCUAGUAGGCUUUAGCUGCAGCCACUCCUGUCCCUUCAGACUCAAAGUCUGUUAUUUCCAUUGUUUACCACUGAUUUUAGAGUCCAUUCAAAUCCUUUUGCAGUGGCAGGAUCCAAAGAUCCAGUGGAAAACAUUCUUUGUCAGUAGAUAUGAGUUUAUCGUUCGGUGUAUUUUCCGAACCAAUCAUCUCUGCUCGUGUGAUCGCUUUAGAGGUUCUGUUUGCUUUAAGCCGCCCGGGAACGCGUCUGUCAUCUCCCGUCGGCACGUCACAGAACUGCCCCUGCCGUUGGUUUCUCCUAGCGUAGAUGAAGGUGACUUUGAAGUGUAUCUGUCCAGUCACAUUCCUUCUCCCCACUCCCACUGGAUGAGCAGCUCCUCAAAUGUACUGUUACACCGUAGAUACGCGAUGCAACCUUUCAGUGUAUUACCAUCGGUGGGAGUGGGUUAUUUAUCACUAUUCCCUAAAUAGCACUAUAUACAGUAUUUGUAUGUGUUGUUGUACUGUGUCAAAAGUGUCCACAUUAACUAUAUUGUACAUACGCAGAUUAUAUGAACUGUUUUUAUCUUUUUCUUUCAUUAAUUGUUUGUUCUGUAAUGAUGGCUUAUUUGCACACCUACCUCUCCUACACCCCCAGCCCCGCCCGAAAUCCACCAUGUGAAGAUUUUAAUUUUACUUUGUUGUGCACAUAUCGAAUGAAGAAACAUGUUUAACGUGACUAACGUGAAUAUUUGAACAGAAAAAAACAGCAACACAUGAGGGUAAGUCAAGAAGUUUUAAGACAGAGAGAUAAUACCUUCUUGAUGGCACAAGGUCACGACCUGCUGCUUCGCCUGGUUGGACUGAAAUCUAGUUCAUAUCAAGAAGAGUCAGUUAUAGCUGGAUGUUUGCUACGGAUUCAAAAACCCGAUCAAUGUAACACACUUGACAAGGAUAUAACUAUCAAUAUUGUCAAAGCCCUUAUAAAGGUGUCUUACCAUGAUUUGGAUCUAAAAAAUAAGGCUUUUUUAAAAAAAAAAAAAAAUUAUAUCAUAUGAAGUAGAACACUCUGACCUACCCUCAUAUGCAUCUACACCAUGAGGGUCUAUUGUAAAAGGGAACACUUGUAAGGAUCACCCUCAGCGUUUUUCGGAGCUGCCCUUUAUACGUAGCUGUUGCUUCAAUCUGCCGACCAACCCAUUGUCCUGUUUCCUACUGUUUUCACAACUCGGACCAAAUGAAGCUCUGUGUGUUUUUUUUUUGUGUGACUCGUGGUACUAUUUAAACAGUUUUGGAAACGGGAGCCUCCGGACUAGGCCAACAUGGACCUGACAGACCGUCUGUCAUUUUGAAGGGUGCUUCUUCAUGAUGUAGCUGCAGUGUGACAACCCCCGCCAACCAAGGUUGUACCGAGUGAACUGCAGACUCACAAUUCUCAUUGUUGUUCGUGUCUUAACUGAAAGCCAUAGUGAGGUCAUCGACUGGCACCUCCAGCGAUGGUAAAAGAAAAAAACAGAGCUGCCUGCUCAUGUGAGAUUUGUUAUGAAGUACUGUUGUAGUUUGUUUUGUUUUGGUUUGUUUUUUUGGAUAUUGUGAUUGCCAUCAUCUCAUAUAUACAGUACUGUUAUUGUGAUCAUACUGUUUAUUUAUGUGUUUAUGAGAAGAUUGUGAUGAUUUCUGACCUUUCCUCUGCUCAUCUUUUUAUUUUCCAAACGUCUGGUUGAAUCUCAAGACAAACGUUGUGCAAGUCACUCUGUGAAUUUCCCGACCUUGGAACAUUUGGUUUUGUACGUGCGUGCGUGUCGGACCGUGUAUUGCUGUAGUUGCCGUGUAGUUUUUGGCGUGUCAGUGAGGUGUUUUCCCCCAUUUGAAUUCAUUGUUAAUUCCUUUCCACGUGUCUUAGUCCUCAGCCUCUCCCCAGCACCUACGAUCCAGGGCGAGGGGGAAACAGAGGAGCUCUGAACACCAAAUGUAAAUGACUUAGAGUGUAAACAAUCAUAGAAAGCACAAAGGAUUAUAAGGCACAGAAAAACCACAUGGCCCUGCUCAGACGAAGCCCUUUGUAAACCGUGAGCUGCUGUCGCAGACGCGGCUCACAGAUAUAGCUUUUAGUUUUGUAAGAUCUCUUCUCUGUGUGUGUGUGUGUAAGUGUGAUCUACACGGGCUCAGACAGGCGGUCAUUAGGAGACCUAUGAGCAGUUCAGUGACAAAAUGAUGUUUAUUGCCUACAUAUUCUAAUUAAAUCAGAUAUAAGAAUGUAUCUUAGAUGUUAUAAGAUGUAUUAUAAUUAUAGUCAAGAGUUUAUGACAUUUUAAAUUUGAAGUUUUGUGCUUUACACAUUCACGGAAAAAUUCACAAACCAGCUCACCGAUAUGCAAUAAGUAGAAGCUACACACAAGACAAACACUAGAGGAAAAAAAAACCCCAAACUUGUCAAUCACAGUAACUCACACAAUGUCUGAAUAAUGCAACUGGGACCUCAGAGGUCAUGUGGGGUCAGAACUUUUCUCCCAGGCCUCUGUUUUCUUCCUCCAAGAGGAAAUGUGCAUCAUAGCACUUUAAACACAAGGACCCACCAGACUGUCCAUCUACAAAUGUCUGUGACAUCCAGGGUGUUCAUGAAUAUACAGUGAAGGGCACAGUUGUACUUAGACAUUGUUUACAAUGCAAUGCAAUGAAAAAUAAAUAAAUAAAAGAUGAACUAUUGUGUACCCUGUCACGAUUUGCUGUUCAAUAAAGUGACUAUCCUGUAA